AUGAAUAGUAGCAGCAGCAACUAGAAAAAUGUUAUAAAUUUUACAGUGCAAGUUUAGCAAAAUAAAAAUAGAUAGUCUUUAGCUGCUUCUCCAUUGCCAUCAAUCCGAAAAAAUAAAAAUGAAAAUGAUAAUACCAAUAAUUAAUUCCCAACAUAGACGUUGAAUAAAUCAGUGCAGAACUCGCCUGCAAGAGCUGUAAAUAAAAGAAGCAACAGCAGCUAAGCGAAAGAAUAAAAUCAAAAUGGAAUAAUGUUUGUAAACUAGCAACAUCAAUUGCAUAGGUACCAGCAAUACUUUCAAUAAGAUAAUAAUAAAAAGGUGAACAGUUAUUAAAAUUCAAAUAGAAUAGCCAAAUAGCUAUUUCAGAAUGAUAGCGGAAAAAACAUAGAUAAUGAUCAGCAUAACAUAACUUAUAUUAAUUUAAAUACUACUUGCAGCACAAAUAAAAAUCAAAUCACUCCAGCUGCUGCUAGCAAUUAAAAAUACCGAAAUUCGUCUUAGAAUAAUUCAAUAAUUAAUUUUUUUAAAGAAGCACAUCCUAUCCACCUUUAAUCUAACUACAAUUCUACACACCAAAAUAAUACUUUUGUAAAUCACACUGCAGGAGGUAAUCCGAAUACUAACCGAAACAGUAAUAUAAAAGGCAGUAACUUGAUAAAUUAAAAUAAAGAAUAUGAAUUUUAUCUAAAUGGAUGCAAUAACAACAUUAAUUUUUAAUAAGACGAUAAUCUCUUUUAUAUUCAACCUGAAUUGGAUGAAUAAGGAAGAAUCCUCUAAUCAAAUUCAAAAGAAUCUUUAUUAGAUCCAGAAUUAUUUGUAACAAAUGAAGUUUCAACAGAAACAAAAUCUCAGAUAACAAACUCAAGUAUACAACAUGAUAAAACUAUUAUAAAUGACAGCUCUCCAAAGGAUGAGCUACUAAAACAGGAAGCAUAAAACUAAUAGAAUAAUCAAAAAGAUGAAAGUAAACUUAAGAAUCCAUAGUAGGUUAAAUACUUGGCUGAAAUACAAACAAACUAAAUCCUUCUUGAUAACUUCAACAGCAACAACUGUAGUAAUUAAAAAAUUAACAGCACUACUAAUCGUAUAAAUACUAGAUCCUCUUCAUCUUAGGCAGAGUGUGUGCCUUAACAACUCCAAGUGCUAGAAGGAUAAAAAAAGAAAUCUUUAAACCAAUUAACACAGUAGCAUCACCAUCAAAAUGCAUUUAAUUCUUUAACAAGUAGCAGAAACAGCAACAAUAACAACUAAUUCAAUAAUAAAUAAAUUUCAUAUAAAUAAUAACCUUAUAUAGAUUUUUUAUAAAACCCUAGAUUUGAGUAACAAUACCUUAAAAAUGAGAAUAACAUAAGAUAAAUUAUAAAAAACUCUCUUGUAGGAGGAGGAGAUAAUGUUUAAUAAUAACAAUAAUAAUAAAACAGAAAUAUAAAAAAGUUUAAAAUUGAGAGGAAGAGUAUGAAUUCUAAUUAUAACAACCUAAGCGAUUAUAUUGAAAAUAGUAAUAUAUAGACUUUAUAGGAUUAGCCUCCAUAGUAGUUUGAGGAAAUAUCAUGCAGUAUGCCAAUUUAAACAGUUAAAAAAGUAAAAUCUCCUAACAAUUAUUUGAGUAUCACUCAAUAGUCUAUCAAUUCUGAUUCAUUUAAAACAGGAUUUACUCCUUCUGAAUUAUAAACAAAUGGUAGAUCUUCAGUCAACGCAGUUUACUAUUAAAGAUAGUGCAAUUCCGUCAACAGGUCUUCUGUAAGAAACUCUUCUACAACAAAAGCAAGAUUUCCAUCCAGAGCAGCAUCUCCAUAAAGUCAUUCAUUUUCUUCAACAAGACCCAACUCGAAUACAGACAAAGCUUUUUAAAAGAUGUUUAGAAGGAGAAACCCAGAACAUAUUUCAAUAAAUAGCAAUAACUUAUUUGAAGAAAAUAGUGAUUCAACAGCAAGAUCCCUAAACGUUAAACUGCUUUCUAUUUUCAAACAAUAUAAUAGUUAAGAUAUAAAUAAAGUUUUAGUUAGCAAAAAAAGUUUUGAAAAAUAUUUGCAAACAUUUGAUCCAGAAAAAGAUGAAAGUAGCAAGAUGAUGCAAAGCACAAUAAUAGAGUAUUUCUAGAAAUGGUCAGAUAAAAUAAAUAAUUCAGUUAUUUAUUUGAAGAAUCAGUUAGAAUCUUUUUGGAAUGAAAACAGUGAUUUCCAACAGAGGCAAUAAAUUUUAAAAAGAAUGCCAAUAAAGACCUAAAAAUACUAUGAUGAUUGCAAAGAGUUAUGUGAAUCAGCUCAAUUAUUCUAUUUUAAGACUGAUUAAAAAGAAACAAUUGCACAAAUCGUAUAAAAGUGUUAACACUCUUUAGAUAUUAUUAAUUUGCUCAACACUUUACCUAAGCUUUAUUAAGAAACAGAAUCUUUUUUUAUUAAUCCAGAGCAGUAAAACAAUGGCUAAAAACAUUCAUUUGAGUAGCUUCAUGAACAAACUUAAUUUAUUCUCACAACAAUGAGAUCUUCUAUUUAAAGUGAUGAGUUUCUUACAAACAUAUCUAAGUAAAUUGUUCUCCUUUAAGAGUAAAGUUAAUUUGCUUGGGAGACCUAUAUGAAAUACAAAUAAUGGAAGCAUGAUCUUCAAAGCCUCCUCUCUCAAAAUCCUGCUAAUCAAAUUGGAAAAGUAGAUAAUUCUUUAGUGUUAGUAUAGAUUAAAUCAAACUUAGAGUUAAUCAACUAAAGUUAAUUUUUAUUUGAACAUUUAGGCACCAUUUCUAACUCAGAUCAACUUCCUGAGGCUGUGAAAGACCUAGCUUUUAAAUUUAUGUAUGAGCAUGAAGAGGAAAGAAAAAAAGCAAUUGUUAAUAUAAAACUCAUAUUUUAGGAAGUCAUAACUACUUUUGAGGAGUUUUUGAGCGAGAAAAUUCAUCUGGAUAUUUAAGCCUGA
Messenger RNA from Tetrahymena thermophila SB210, 2910 nucleotides. RefSeq lists its product as hypothetical. The transcript has 5 exons. The record is from RefSeq and is a predicted model, not a curated record. Lineage: Eukaryota; Ciliophora; Oligohymenophorea; Hymenostomatida; Tetrahymenidae.